AAAUUUUUGAUACCUCCUCUCCCCUUGCUAGAAGCGAAGAUCCAGGUGAGCGAUAGUGAAGCCUCCGCGAUUCAUCUGCUGUCCAAAUUGGUGUGUCUCUUCGCGUUGGAUGAAUGAAACGAAACCAUCUCCGGCUGUGCCGUGUGACAUCAAUUGUGAGGUGUUGGUACGUGUGAGCUUUUUUUUCCUCUGCCUUUUCUGACUUGCUGGGGCGCAAUUCCCGCCGCCAUUGGGACGAGUGUUUGACUGCGCUCCCUACCCGCGAAAAGGUUACUACAAGAGCGAGAGAAAAUCAGCUGAGUCAGAAGAACCGAGAGGCAGCACCAAAAGAAGGAAAAAAGUGUGAUUAAGUGAAGAUUUAACGGAUCAGUGAUAAAUUGGUGGAGUGUGAGAGGUUGCCCAAGAGAAGAAUAGAAGACCCCCAGAAGAAGCAGCCGACCCAGAAGACCCCGCGAGCGAGUGAAGUAGUUUGUGUGGAAAUCACGUCUGGGAAUUGAAUAUACGGAUAAUUGAUACAUUACACAACGAGUGAGAACCUGCGGAAGAAGUAUUAGUGAGGAGAAGAUUGAAGAAUUGUUAAGGUGGAGAACGUGAAAAGGAUUGUGGAAACUUAGUGGAAGCUGUUGAGUACGAGAACCAUUAUCAAUCACUUCGGAAAACCCCCUGUGGAAUCCACUGAAAAGUGACUACCAGAUUUUGUUUAUUCGUGAAAGCAUUCGACUGUUCAGCAUUUUUUGCAGUCGUAACCACACCAUCGCUUUCAACAUCGCCAUAAAACUGCCAAGCAGGAAACGAUCGCAUUCGCAUCUGGCCGUAAUCAAAAGUGCAAAAACAAACACACCCAAUAAACGCCGCCACAACUGCUGCAGUCAACUCGACUCUGGGAUAAUAAUUCCAAAAAUGUAAUACCACAUAAAUAAUGUAUUGAGACAUACUUGGUUGCAAUCGUCAUCGAAAAAGUCGGUGAAACACUGAACUAAAAAACUAACAAGGUUCGCUUCUCGAUUCAUUGAUAACGAACUGCUCUGAAGCACGUGAAGCCUUUGAACUGCAACUAGAUCGUGACGUCGAGACACGGUGGUAGCGCGAAAGAGCGCCACCAAACGAAAGUGAAACACCAUGGAGAAGUAUGUAACCGUCGUAUCGGUCGACGAUCAGCUACAGCAACCACCGACAGAUGUAAACGGCAGCAAGGAAGUGCUAAAUGGGGGUGUGGAAGCCGUCAUUAAUGCGGUCAGCAACGGAAGCGACUCUGCGGUCGAUUCACAGUUUGUCACAGUGCUGUCGAUCAACCAUGGCGAUGCGCUGGAGGGAGCUACCGAACCAGAACUGGUACUGGUCUACCGGUUACCCGGAGAAAGGCUCGGCUUUGGGCUCAAGUUUCAGGGUGGCACGAAAAACAACGAGAAAAUCCAGCGGCUGUUCAUUCAGUCGUGUGCGGAAAACAGCCCCGCCUCAAGGGUGCAGGCCAGCUGGGGCUUCCUCAGAGAGGGAGACGAGAUUUUGGAGAUCGAUGGCGUUACGGUGACGCAGAUGACGAGGAUCGAGUGCGUUAAGUGCUUGAAGGAAAGCAAUUUGGCCAUAAAGCUGCUGGUGAGGAAUGGAGAAGGAAAAGUACAAAACUUCUUCGACGAGAAUGGAGAUGUCCCGGAGAAGAAAAGUGUGCCACCUCCACCACCUCCGGUGCCACCGAGGAAAUUGAAUAAACGAAAGGUGGCGGAACAACAUCCGGUUGAACCUCCAGCGAAGCAAGUCGUUGAGAUCGUGCAUCCUCCAGAUGCGGAAGUCUACUCAAACUUAUUUUCCGACGACAUAAGCGAUCUGAUCAGCGAAUCGGACGACACUGCCAGUACAAUUUCUACAGUCAUAGAUAAAAACUCAAUAUGCUCAAGUCUGUCCUCAGAGGACUACACCAUUUCGUCAACUCCAAGCAGUUUGGAGUUGGCAAAAGCUCUGAAGCCGUUCACGCUUCUCGAGAAAGAAUUCAACCUAGAAGAUAAACUCGAAAGCAAUUUGUUCACUUUUCAACCUUCGGCGGUCAACAUAGUUCAAGUAGAAGUAGGUCCUCCAUCACUCACGAAUGAGUACGAAAACGUCUCCAUAGCAAAGGUAGACGAAAACAAGAAUUACGAAAACGUCGUAAUUCAGGCCAGUGACCAUCACCCACAAAACUACGAAAACGUUACUAUACAGGAAGUCAUAGACGUCCAGCCGUACGAAAACGUUGUCAUUUCUACUCCAGACAACCAUCCUGACUCAACCGUCUACGAAAACGUUGACCUCAAAGCACCUCCUCGUCCUGCACCUCGUCAAGGUGCGGUUAUCGAGCCUAAAAGACGAGCUGCCCCACUACCAACCGAAAUCAUCCCGCCACCCCGCCAAAAAUCUCCCAAAUUUCCACCGCAACUCCCACACGAGUUCAACACCAUCCAGAGCUGGCUCCAGGAAGCCACCGAAGUCAUCCACGAGUGUGCCCUUGCGCCCCACGCCGAGUCUCCCAAAGAUGAUAAACGCACCGGAAGCAACGAGAGCCUCCCUCGACUGAUCGAUUUCCAUCCGAAAGUUUCUAGUCCUUUCAAGCCAGUCAGUAUUUCGCCGCAACCGACAACGAUGGUUAUGGUGGAAGACACCGUCAGAAGCAAUGACGACGACCUCGAACCGGAGCACCCACAAGUGGUGGUGAAAAAGUGCAUUAAAAUUAGCGCCAGCAACGACGGACAAGGCCAAGUUGAAAGCUACAUCGAAUCGUCGUCGUCCAGCGAUGACGACGAGGAAAAAAGCUACGAACCGCAUGCUUACCGCCAGCAGCACCAGCAGCAAUAUCACGAAGAGGAAGAGGACGAGGAAGAAGAAAGGCGGUCUUGCGAUGGAAGCGGUGCUUUCGAUAUCUACAGCGAUGAAGAUGGUGAAAAGCUUGGCCCGCCGGAAAUUGUGGCCGGGGGACCGUCAGAGGCAUAUUUCAAUUUCCACUGGAGCACGACGCUGCUACCGCCGAUCGGCGAAGUGGAGGAGGAGUUUUCGUCGUUGGAAAAUCAACAGAGCGGUCCAAUCGUGAUAAUUGACACCGCCGAGGAGACCCUCUUCAACGACAGCAACAAUAACCAACACCGGGAACCAAAGGCUAAACUAAACGGCCACCAUGAGUACGUCCCGGAGCUGGAAGACGACGAACCUUUUCCGUCGGCAAUGUUUGUCGAUAGCCAAGAACAGCAAGACAUUAUUCCGCCGAAAAGCGUUGUCAUCCAAAAUCCCUCUCCAAUAUCGUCUUCAACUCUUGUAGAAAACGACACUGAACUUGAUACUACUGGUGCGAAUGGUGACGCAAUUAGCUCCACCGUAGAGAACGAAACAGCUGUUGUUGUGGUCGAGUCGAACGCUGAAGCUGAUAAGAACCAAGUUCAGGUAGAUGGGGACGACACCUCAACGGUUGAACACUCGCCGAAGGCAGACAACGAGUCGAUUGUUUUGGAGGCGAAUUCCUCCCAAGGUGUUACCGAUCAGUGCGUGAGUGACACCAUGGACAUAGAUAGUGUGACAGCUUCGAACGAGAUAAUUUCCGAAACGAGCUUAGUGACCGCAAACAUGGACCUGAAACCGGAUGUUACGGAAUUGGGGCAGUUUACGUGUGAUACCAUGGCUGAGGAUGUGACUGAUGAUGACGUUGAUCUUCUGGCCGUGGUCGGAGACAGCGUGGAGAGCGAUUUCGAAGAACUGGUCAAAGCGCAAAUCGAACAGUUUGACGACGACAAUUCUGAGCAAAUUCAACAGAUUCAUGAGAGAAUCAUUGUUGGAAUUGAAGGCUCGAACAGCAUCGGUGAAGAGGGGGGUGCUGAACUUGGGGAGGAAUCGGUUAUGCCUGUGGAACAAGUAGCUAGUGAGAAGAACGGAGAAGAUUUGGAUAUAGGUGAAGAAAGUGUGGAAAUCCGGGAAGAAAUUCUCGCCGAAGACGUUCCUGACGGUGUCGCAGAAACGACGGAGAUAGUCAACGCAGACCAGCAGCAGGUCGACAAUAAUCAAGGUGAGUGCUUAGUAUCAAAUAAUUGUUAUGGUGCUCUUAUCAGCUGUUGUUGCACUUUAUUGCCUGUACAGUGAUAAUGGUGAGCCGUU
Messenger RNA from Aedes aegypti (yellow fever mosquito), 4107 nucleotides. RefSeq lists its product as uncharacterized. The transcript has 5 exons. The coding region runs from base 1120 to 4092 and encodes 990 amino acids. Gene Ontology annotation, molecular function: protein binding. The record is from RefSeq and is a predicted model, not a curated record. NCBI's taxonomy places the organism in Eukaryota, Metazoa, Arthropoda, Insecta, Diptera, Culicidae.